Molecule: messenger RNA, 499 nt
Organism: Trichomycterus rosablanca
Lineage: Eukaryota; Metazoa; Chordata; Actinopteri; Siluriformes; Trichomycteridae
Product: gastrin/cholecystokinin-like peptide
Exons: 3
Coding region: 109-426 (105 amino acids)
Source: RefSeq, a predicted model, not a curated record
CUGAUAAGGAUAAGCCUAUAUAUGUGAACUGAGUGAAGCAGGUGUGUUGUUUUUAAACUGGAAUAUUUGUCUGAAACUGUGCAACAGCUGCUAUAGCACUAUUCAGGCAUGACUGCGAUCUUCACAUUGCUGAGUUUGAUAGUGAUUGUGGCAAUGGUGAGCGUGGGUAUGGGCUUGCCACUGUCACCAUUACAGAGUGGAAUGGAUAAUACUGCACCGAAAUCUGGUGACAGGAGACAGUUACAGGUGCAAAGAGCCAUUCAGAAUCGUGAAGCAAGAAUGGAGCGAUUUGCUUCUUUACCAGAUGAUCAGCGCCAGUUCAUGUCCAAACAGCUCCUGCAGGCUCUUUCAGAAAUUAUACAAAGGGAAGACUGCUUUUCAGACUAUCAGGGAUGGGUGGAUUUCGGACGCAGGAGCACUGACUAACAUAAACAUGAACUGUAACACUAUAACCAUUCACAACACCCUGUAUUUCAAUAAAAUAAUUUUAUUGAAUGCA